AACCCAGAAGCCAUGAAAACCACUUUUAGUUUUUAAUCGUUUACCUUCCUUUUCUUCAAGUUCCUUCCCCCCUUCUACACACUUCAGAGACAAACCAGUGCCUCUCCCUCGCGCGCUGAUACUGAAAGCACCCACUGCUGUGUAGAGUGUACGAGGAGCCACUUCAGAAAACUCGAUCCAAAGGACUACCCCAACACGUACAUUCGCUCCCGCUCUCUCUCCCUACACCAAUAUCAUCAGCAGCCUGUACCCUCCUCUCUUCCACUUCAACCAUGGCCUUGACGUUUUCUAUUUCUCUCCGGCCUCUCUUUUCCUCUGCCACCACUGAUCUAAACGACCACAUCCAUCCGCUUUCCUUGAUAAGCGUCGGAUUUUAGGGUUAAGUCCUACUCCAUUUCUGUUUGGUUGAGGAGAAGGUGUGGAGCAAAAUAUUGGAGGAACUCAGAUCUUAAUCUCAGGGAACUUGUUGAAGAACUUUUCGCUCAAUAGACCAACUUUGAAAGGAAGCCAGUUGUUUAGGAGGUCGUUCGAAUUGACUUGUUCAAUAGACAGAGAAAUGGAUGUUAGCACAUCGGCUUUGAUUGAUGGUGUAGCAGAGUGCCUAAAUGAAACGCAGUUGGAGCCAAGUAUUUCAACCAUGGUGCUGAAUUUUGAGAAUAAGUUUGAUCCUUAUGAAGCGAUCAGUACACCACUUUACCAAACUGCUACUUUUAAGCAGCCGUCAGCUACCGAAAAUGGCCACUAUGAUUAUACCAGGAGUGGAAAUCCUACACGGGAUGCUUUAGAAAGCCUCCUGGCAAAGCUUGAUAAAGCAGAUCGAGCAUUUUGCUUCACUAGUGGAAUGGCUGCUUUGGCUGCUGUUUCUCGUCUUGUUGGAACUGGUGAGGAAAUUGUUGCUGGAGAUGACCUGUAUGGUGGUUCUGAUCGGUUGCUGUCAAAAGUAAUUCCAAAAAAUGGAAUAGUAGUGAAGCGAGUAAAUACAAGUGAUUUGGAUGAGGUUGCAUCUGCCAUUGGACAGCAAACCAAGCUUGUCUGGCUGGAGAGUCCAACCAACCCUCGGCAACAAAUAUCUGAUAUUAGAAAAAUAGCAGAGAUGGCUCAUAAAUAUGAUGCACUUCUGUUGGUGGAUAAUAGUAUAAUGUCCCCAAUAUUGUCACAACCCUUGACACUUGGAGCAGACAUCGUUAUGCACUCAGCUACAAAAUUUAUUGCUGGACAUAGUGAUGUCAUGGCCGGCGUGCUUGCUGUGAGAGGGGAAAGCUUGGCGAAGGACUUGUAUUUCCUACAAAAUGCAGAAGGCUCCGGGCUAGCUCCAUUUGACUGUUGGAUCUGCUUACGAGGAAUUAAGACCAUGGCUUUACGAGUUGAGAAGCAACAGGAGAAUGCACAGAAGAUUGCUGAAUUUCUUUCAUCCCAUCAUCGAGUGAAGAAAGUUUACUACGCUGAUCUUCCUGAUCAUCCCGGACGUGAUUUACAUUAUUCUCAGGCAAAGGGUGCAGGGUCUGUGCUUAGCUUUUUAACGGGCUCACUGGCACUCUCAAAGCAUAUUGUUGAGACUACCAAGUACUUCAGCAUAACUGUCAGUUUUGGGAGUGUGAAGUCCCUCAUAAGCAUGCCCUGCUUCAUGUCGCACGCAAGCAUUCCUGCUGCAGUACGUGAGGCCAGAGGUUUGACAGAAGAUCUGGUUAGAAUAUCAGUGGGGAUCGAGGAUGUGAAUGAUUUAAUUGCUGAUUUAGACCACGCGCUUAGAACUGGACCUCAGUAGGCGCCCGCAGUAACAUGAAUCGGCUUCAAAUUAUUUACAUACAGAUAAUAUGAACCAUGCUAAAAGCUGCGUAGGAAAGGUCCAAUUGUGGAGCUUCGUAGGAUUUGGUUUGUACAAUUUUGAAUGCUUGAUUAGAAUAUAUCUAAUUUUUCUUUUGUGGCCCAAAGCAGGCUGUCCUUUCUUGCAAGGCUUCUGCAAGCCUGUUGACCUACUCAUCAAGCAAGGUCCACGUUUUUUA
Carya illinoinensis is the source of this 2003-nucleotide messenger RNA. RefSeq names its product cystathionine beta-lyase, chloroplastic. The coding region runs from base 557 to 1765 and encodes 402 amino acids. The transcript has 15 exons. Gene Ontology annotation, molecular function: pyridoxal phosphate binding. Gene Ontology annotation, cellular component: cytoplasm. Gene Ontology annotation, biological process: 'de novo' L-methionine biosynthetic process; transsulfuration. The record is from RefSeq and is a predicted model, not a curated record. NCBI's taxonomy places the organism in Eukaryota, Viridiplantae, Streptophyta, Magnoliopsida, Fagales, Juglandaceae.